Molecule: messenger RNA, 6727 nt
Organism: Aspergillus ibericus CBS 121593
Lineage: Eukaryota; Fungi; Ascomycota; Eurotiomycetes; Eurotiales; Aspergillaceae
Product: protein kinase RIM15
Exons: 2
Coding region: 350-6505 (2051 amino acids)
Biological process (GO): peptidyl-serine phosphorylation; phosphorelay signal transduction system
Cellular component (GO): cytoplasm; nucleus
Molecular function (GO): protein serine/threonine kinase activity; ATP binding
Source: RefSeq, a predicted model, not a curated record
UCUGCUGUCCUUACGUGAUCACGAGAUUUUUCUCGUUUCUUUCUUUCGGGAUCAGGCAAGGAAGUAUUUCGGACUCUCAGGUGCCCCUCGUCUCUCUGUUGCGAUAGGGUUGUUUUGCUCUCUCAUCCCUCUACGUCCCCGCUAUCCAGCCAUGGCCAAUUAAUGCUGCGGAUGAAUUCAUAACCUACAAUCAAAGGGCACCCGCUCUGCCUGGCAGACGGUCCUGCUUGGAGCUGCUCACCGUUCACAAUACCUUUCGCUUGAUUUUACGUGCUGCGCCCAUCCGCCUUUCGACCUCCCUCCCCUCGGGUCCGCUUUUCGGUAUUCCGGUCGGCGUUGCCUGUUCAGCAUGGCGGGCAAUGGCACAGACGAUGUCCAAUAUCUUGCUCCUCCGGCCGUGACUGCCUUGCGGCAGGAAGCCCGGAGUGUCGAUCCGAGAUUCUCUCCCUCUCGCUCCUCCAGCGUCGAUAACAUGCGAGAGGAGCGCGAAGACCUGAAGGAGGCGGCGGAGCAGACCUUGAACGUCAUUGUGGAUCUGGACCUCGAUGGUCGUGUUAAAUGGGUGAGUCCGUCAUGGAAACAGGUCGUGGGGACAUCUCCGGAGUCAAUAGAGGGGCAGAUGAUAUCGGAGAUCGUGGUCGGUAACCAGAAUGUCUUCCACGAUGCGAUAGAGAGUAUGAAGGAAGAUGACUCCCGCAGUCGCUUCAUUCGCUUUGCCGUCCAGAUGGGCCCCGAAUCGGUCCUGAAGUACUCGCCCGAGCCACGACCUGCUGCGGAGAUGGAGGAAGAGACUACUGGAAUAGCGGAGACUGCGGAAUCCCAGGAAGACUUGCCAGAGAAGGAGAACCGACAUCAUGAUGUCCUACAUCUGGAAGGACAAGGAAUCAUGGUCUUUGACCGUACCGCCGAUGGGGUUGGGCAUACCAUGUGGAUGUUGCGACCGUUUACCGAACCCAGAGAAGUCACCAUUGACCUCCCUCCCUUGCUGGUAGAAUCUUUAGGCGUCGGAGCGGAAGUUUUAGCAAACUACUUGACAACUUUGGCGGAGGCCGCUGCCAGUGAACCCGAUCCUUCGAAACAUCCAGCCCCGAACCCGGUGCUGUGUCGCAUCUGCGAACGGCAGAUCACGCCCUGGUGGUUCGAAAAACAUUCAGACCUCUGUCUUCAGGAACAUCGAGCCGAGAUGGACGUGCAAAUAGCCCAGGAAAACCUCAAUGAGCACCGCCAUGCCAUCGUCAAGGUGCUGGAUGCCCUCGAGGCCAGGCAGAGCAGGCCAUUGGUGCUCGGGGAGACCAACCCCCCCCCAGUUACCCAGCCGGAAUACAAAGGACUGCCUAUUGGACCGUCUCCAGCUGCCUCAGCGCCAUCCUCGGGUUCGGUAUCCAGCUCAAACUCGGCUCCUGGCACGCCACCUAGAUCGAGAGACCAUUCAGCUUCGGGCAUCGGACAUGCUCGCGCCCGGUCUUUCGCAGUGCGGCGUCCGUUGGCUCGUGUCGUUGAGUUGAUCCUCGAUCUCUGCGAUACCGCCUUGGAAAUUAACAUGCCUAUGAUCAAGGAGACCCGUGCGGAUAAUGGGGAUGACUUCCGGACCUUAUCACCGCAGUCGGAAUCUCGUAUCUCUCAGGUCCUCCAGUGGCAGUCGCCCAGUUCUAAUACACUGGAGCAGGAGCAAGGUCUCGCGGCCCUGUGUACAGAUACCGAACAAGUGGCCAAGGCAAAAGUCGAUGCCGUUAUUCGUCAUAGAAGAAUCGUCGAGUAUGCGGAGCGGAUUCGGAUUGAAUACACAAUUCUGGUGGAGGAGUGUAUCACUGCAGCUCUGAGCAAGGCCGAGCGAAUUGCGGCCGGCCAGCUAAGCGACUCUAGCGCUUCAGAUGAUGAUUCUCCCCCAGAACCCGACCCCGCUGUGGUUGCACAUAGUCCGAUAAUACACGGGAAGCGAGAAUCGGCACCUCCGCCUCCAAUGUCCGCUCUCACGAUGUCGAUGCGCAAUUCGCCCGAUCGGUUCCAUUCAGGCCAUUCUUCCGAAGGCAAAGCCUCAGUUGCCGUGUCCACCGGAUCGAACAGCCCGAUGGAGUGUCCUACACCCCGUUCACAUAAGAGUAUUGCUGGAGUGCUCGGCACUUCGCAGCCUUCUAGGCGCGGCAUCUCCAUGCUCGAUUUUGACGCGGGGGAUAACAGUGAUAGCAGUGCUCCUUCGUCUGCUUUCCCCAAUGCCGUGCGAACCGAUUCACCCUCCUCCGAUCGCAGUAUGGACAGAAAACGCAGGAGUCUGGUGCUUCCUGGGCUGUCUAGCUCACCCCGACGGCAACAUUCUCCGGCUCGCAUAUCGGGCCCCCAUUCUCCGUUGCGAAUGCCCCGGGCACGUCUCUCGAGCGGCGCCGAUAGCUUACCGUCCCCCAUAGUCUCUCCCUCGUCAAAUGCAAUUGAACUGGCACAACUCCACUACCCUCAUCAUCGCCGUCAGUCGUCCGCAACGUCUUCUGAUCUCGUGAAACCGCCCGUCUCCCCCCAUCUGUCCUCCGCCAGCCAGCCCCAGCCGAGACCCGCGCCGCCGUCAAUCAAGGAUUUUGAGAUUAUCAAACCAAUCAGCAAAGGUGCCUUUGGGAGUGUUUACUUGGCAAAGAAAAAGGUGACCAGCGAGUACUUUGCGAUCAAGGUGUUGAAGAAGGCGGAUAUGGUCGCAAAGAAUCAGGUUACCAAUGUCAAGGCGGAGCGUGCAAUCAUGAUGUGGCAAGGGGAAAGCGAUUUUGUUGCUAAGCUCUACUGGACAUUCUCCAGCAAGGACUACCUCUACUUGGUAAUGGAAUAUCUCAACGGCGGAGAUUGCGCUUCGCUCGUCAAGGUUCUGGGGGGGUUGCCUGAGGACUGGGCUAAAAAGUACAUCGCGGAAGUAGUCCUCGGGGUGGAACAUCUCCAUGGCAGAGGGAUCGUCCACCGUGACCUCAAGCCAGACAACCUGCUUAUAGACCAGACGGGUCAUCUCAAGCUGACCGAUUUCGGUUUGUCUCGAAUGGGCCUGGUCGGGCGUCAAAAGCGCGUCUUGAAGAGUAUGAACGAACCGGCCCCGGACCUUCUGAAGCAAGGAUCCUUUCCUCGAGCAACGUCCAUCGCAUCCUCCAGAUCGGCGUCUUUCGAUUUCCAAGGCAGCGGGUCGCCGGGGUCCACUCCCCUGAUUACUCCCGACGUUGCUGGCAGCAUCCCCCAGCCGUCUUACUUCAACCUCAACCAGACCGGACUCAGUCGGCAGACUUCUCGUCGGGCAUCGGGCUACCGUAGCGAUAGCGGCGCUAGCGAGAGCCUGAACGCCAUGUUCCGCACCCUUGGUCUCCACGAGGGUGGUGAAAGUUCGGGUACGAUGCCUGUGCCCGUCCCUUCCUCGGGCGGCCAUCAUCAUUUGCCUGAAGAAGAAAGUCAGAGCGAGGCGGGCGAGUCUCCUCACUUAUACCCGCUUCAGCCAACCAUGAGCAACUCGUUUUCGUACAACACCCCGCCCCAACAGUCAAUGAUGCCACCUCUGAUGGCACUGUUCGAUCCCGACGACCAUAACCGGCGCUUUGUUGGCACUCCGGACUAUCUAGCCCCGGAGACCAUCAACGGAGUUGGCCAGGAUGAGAUGAGCGACUGGUGGUCUUUGGGCUGCAUCAUGUUUGAAUUUCUCUUUGGCUACCCACCUUUCAAUGCGGAGACUCCCGACGAGGUCUUUGACAAUAUACUUCACCGAAGGAUCAACUGGCCCGACGAACCCGACGAGCUGGCUUCCCCUGAAGCCCUUGAUCUCAUGAACAAGCUCAUGGCUAUGAACCCGCGCGAACGGAUCGGUGCCAAUGUUGAUGAGAGAUAUCCAAAUGGGGGAGCAGAAAUCCGCAGCCAUCCUUGGUUUUCAGAUGUCAACUGGGAUACCCUGCUGGAAGACAAGGCCCAAUUCGUGCCAAAUAUUGAGAACCCCGAGGAUACCGAGUAUUUUGACGCUCGUGGGGCCACACUUCAAGCCUUCACUGAAGAGCUUGAAGAUGCAAGUCCCCCGCCACAACCAUUAACCGUCGGGGCAUACCCUCAAGAUCGACCCCAUGAUGCUUUGUUCAAAGUUCGCUCGCAAGUGAAUUCAAUGAAGCGGCCGUUGAUGCCCCUGCACAUACCACCCCACGUCCGGGAGUCGCGCAGCAGAAGGCUGAGCGAACCGGCGAUGGCCGAUGAUUUUGGUAGCUUCUCAUUCAAAAACCUGCCCAUGCUCGAGAAGGCCAACAAGGAUGUCAUCCAAAAACUGCGCCAAGAAGCCAUGCAGGCGCAGCAACGCCAUGUUCCUCCCCAGGGCCCUCAGCAAGCAGGGCACGUGCAACCACAGGAGCCAGCUCCGUCUCAGCCCGCCCCCUCACUGGAAGGAAGCCCAUUGCCAAUGUCCUUGCAACGGACUUUGUCGCAGACCAAAGGCAGCAACCGCCCCUCGUCCCCCUCCAGCAUGAGUCAGGCGAAUUCGUCUCCCAGUCGUCCAUCGCAACCUUCGUCCCCUCUGCUCGUUCAAUUCAGCACCGGUCAAAACCACGAGCGCAGAAAGACGUCGGGAUCGUCUUCAAACAACUCCCAGUCUGCAGGAAACAGCCAACCCACUAGUGUCGACUCUGGUCGGAUGGCGAGUCUUAAGUUUGGCUCAGCAUCAUCGUCUCCUAUUAAACCUACUCGGGCUGCGGCUCACUCGCCUGACAAGACGCCUUCCGGACCGCGCCAUGGCAGUGCUCCUGCGUCACGAGCAAGAUCGCAGACUAUCGGUUCUCAGGAUGGGGAUCUCUCGUCAUCUCUAGCCAAGGAAUCAUACGUUGCAGGUCAUUACAAGCGUCGCAGCCAAUUGUUCGAUAUCUCACCUUCCUCGUCGGAUAAUGAGGACCCGCGUACUAAAGCCCUGCUCAAGGUGCAACGCCGCCGGCAAAGCUCAAGGCGUCUGUCUCAGAUCAAUUUCCCUGAAGGUCCCUUUUUCCGACCGCUGGACGUGCUAAUCUGCGAGGACCAUCCGGUGUCUCGGAUAGUGAUGGAACGUCUCUUUGAAAAGCUGCGGUGUCGAACUAUUACGGCCGUCAACGGAACCGAGGCGAUGCGUUACGCUUUGAGUGAAGUCCAGUUCGACAUUAUCAUGACGGAGUUCAAGCUCCCUCAAGUAACUGGAGCCGAUGUUGCACGUAUGGUGCGAGAAACGCGCAGUGCCAACCGGCAUACCCCGAUCAUUGCGGUCACCGGCUAUCUCAAGGACCUGCCCGAAACCCAUCAUUUUGACGCUCUCAUUGAAAAACCGCCCACCCUGACAAAGUUCACAGAGGCACUCUGUAAAUUCUGCCAGUGGAAGCCUCCCCCCAAGGACUACAAUCCUUCUCAGUCCAUCACUGUUCCGCCUACGAUACGCCAGAAUCCUGUGCAAGCCGAGCAUAGCCCAAGUUCAACAACAUCAUCCGGCUUUGCCCAUGUACCCUCCAGCUCCUACCGAGGGUCUAGUCGAGAAGAUUCCAUCGUCAGCAGCUACUUUGGCGAUAUAGAAUCGAUCAAACCCGAGGAAGGCCCGGUUAUUGUGAGCCAACACAACGACGAGCUGGAACAGGAUAAAGGUGGCCUCGGUAUAACCGAAGAUGCGCCGCCAGCUUCAGAACCGACCGAUGCCGGUUCCACCUCUGGCUCCGGCGCGGUGCCUUUCCCAAGUUUGCUCCACGCCACUUCUGCACCGGCCACCAUGUAUCAGCCUGGAGGCCUUACGCCUCGCAAACAGCGAUCUAGUGAAGCUAUCCGUGCCAAGAGAGAAUCGUUAGAACGCAAACGCUAUGAGUGUGCCGAGUCCGGCGAUGAUGAAGACGAAGAGCUCGGCAAUUCCCCGACGCGAACAAGCAGCCCACGGCAGAGGUCUCGUCGUCCUGGCUCCAAGCUGGGCAUAGAGAUGAUGAGAACCAAUAGCAGGGGCAGUGUGGUCAGUGGAAGCGAAGAGCUGCUCAAGAGAGAGCGAGAGUCGUUGGAGCGACGCACCAGUGGGGGUUCCAACCGCGUCAGUGAUGGUGGUGAGCAGCGCACCGACUCUCCCUCGCCGCCAAGUCCCAGCCUGGGCAGUGGGUUUGAUGAUCUUCAGAUUCCCGAAGAGGCCAUUGAGGGGUCGGUUGAAGGAUACAGUCCCAAGCAUUCCCCCGUCUUGGAGCUGGGCUUGAGCUCGGACUUCCCCGCAAUCUUCUCAGAACAACCCAGUUCACCCAACUUGGCAGAGACUUCAGCUACACCGGCCCUGGAGGCUAGCACUCAAACACCCAAAAUGGGACAUAUAACACCCCCGAUUGUCUUUUCCAGAGAAGAGGAUGUCGAUCACUCCGGCGAAGAUCCCGACACCCCAUGUGUCAAGAUGCCCGGUGACGAUUUGGUUGCCGAAUUUGGGGCUGAAGCCGAUAUUGACCACUACCUGGAUGCCGAUGCCACGCCUCGGCCGUUGCACACCCCGUCACCCCAUCCGUACCCGGAUGCUUUCCAUUGUCCAUCAGAGAGAUAGAAUUUGCUAUCUUAUCUUGAAAGAUAGACUUGUCACUGUCUUGCAGACUACUGUGAUUUGUGUUGGACAUCCUUGACCCUCGUGGUUGUUUGAAGCGGUUACCCGCCAUCCACGAUAUCUUCCUCCAUGCUUAUGACCUUGAUUUCUGUCAGAACACCUUCUCCUCUUUGUUGUAUCAUUGAUUUCAUUUGCUCUGCGCUUCAAGGCUAGCGGGUGUUUGGG